Messenger RNA from Blepharisma stoltei, 234 nucleotides. NCBI's taxonomy places the organism in Eukaryota, Ciliophora, Heterotrichea, Heterotrichida, Blepharismidae. The record is from the annotation of a GenBank genome assembly.
AUGCUAAACUGUACACUAGUUGUUUCGAAAUUUCAGAAAAAAGCUGAUUGAUGCAAUAUGUGUAGCAGCUUAGAAAUUCUGAAGAACUUGGCUUGCAAUUCUGCAUGUUGGGCUGAUACAAGAAGUGAAAGAGAAAUGGUCGCCCAAAAGCUGAUAAAAUUGCUGGACCAAAACCUUUUGUUAUUUUUAGAGAAAGGCUUAGAUCAUAAGAUAUGAGCUAUCAAGAAAGAAUAA